ACAAAAAAGCAGAAGAAUUUACAUUUUUUUUCCCCAUCGUUCUACUCGCUUGAAACUUGUUCGCUAAGUUUAUUGUUUUUAGGGCUUUGAUUUAUCCGGCCAAUGGCGUCUUCUCCGACUUCAUCAUCAUCAUCACCAUCAGCGCCGGAGUUAUCAUCGUCCUCGGAGUUUCCUGUUUUACCAGUUGCCGCGUUGAAGAGUAAAAUCGUUGAGAAAAUUCAGGAGAAUCGCGUCACUCUUAUCAUUGGUGAAACUGGUUGCGGAAAAAGCUCGCAAGUCCCUCAGUUUCUACUAGAAGAAAACAUGGAACCCAUACUUUGUACACAACCAAGGAGAUUUGCUGUGGUUGCAGUUGCUAGAAUGGUGGCGAAGGCUCGAAAAUGUGAAGUAGGUGGAGAAGUUGGCUACCAUAUAGGCCACUCCAGGGUAUACUCAGAAAGAUCUAAGAUUGUGUUCAAAACUGCUGGAGUUCUACUGGAAGAAAUGCUAGAGAAGGGCUUGAAUGCACUAAAAUACAAAGUUAUCAUUCUUGACGAAGUGCAUGAAAGAUCUGUAGAGUCAGAUCUCGUUCUUGUUUGCGUCAAGCAGUAUUUGCUUAAAAAGACUGACCUGAGGGUGGUAUUAAUGUCUGCUACUGCUGAUAUAGCAAGAUACCGUGAAUACUUUAGGGAUCUCGAUAGGGGUGAAAGAGUAGAGCUAUUGGCAAUCCCUAGUUCCGGACAAGACACCAUAUAUCAGCGAAAAGUUUCAUAUAUUGAGCAGGUAGCUGAACUCUUUAAUAUGGAAGCAGAAGAGGCGGCUCUGAAAUGCUGUUCUGGUCCAAGUCCAUUGGCAGUUGCUGCUGAUAUCGACCCUGAAAUGUAUCAGCUCAUACUCAAUCUAAUUAUACACAUCCAUAAAAAUGAAAUGGAUAUCGAAAAAGGAAUUUUGGUCUUCCUUCCAACGUACUAUGCACUUGAGCAGCAGUGGCGCUUAUUGAAGCGUUUCAGCGAAACAUUUAAGGUUCAUAUCCUACAUCGUAGUAUCGACACUGAACAAGCUCUCAAUGCCAUGAAAAUCUGUAAGUCGCAUCGUAAGGUUAUUUUGGCGACAAAUAUUGCAGAAUCUUCUGUUACGAUACCAAAGGUGGGCUAUGUCAUUGAUUCUUGCCGUUCUUUACAAGUUUUCUGGGAUAAUAAUAGGAAAACAGAUUCUGCAGAGCUUGUGUGGGUUUCCAAAUCACAGGCAGACCAAAGGAGAGGGAGAACUGGACGGACUUGUGACGGCCAUGUAUAUCGAUUGGUAAAAAGAUCAUUUUACGGUCAAUUAGAGGAUUAUGAGCCUCCUGCAAUACUGAGAUUAUCGUUAAGGCAGCAGGUACUUCUCCUUUGCUGUGCUGAAUCUAAAGCCAUCAAUGAUCCCAAAGUUCUGCUACGGAAGGCUUUAGACCCUCCAGAACCUGAAGUGGUUGAGGAUGCAUUGAGUUUGCUUGUUGACAUCCAUGCACUACAAAAAGUACCUCAAAGGAGCCGUUAUGAGCCUACUUUUUAUGGACGAUUGCUUUCCAGCUUUUCUCUUUCAUUUGAUGCUUCUGUAUUAAUAGUCAAGUUUGGAGCCAUAGGAAUGUUACGAGAAGGCAUUGUUCUUGGUAUAUUGAUGGAUAUGCAGCCACAGCCCAUUCUUCGUCCUUUUGGCCAAGAAAAUUUGUUCAUGAAGUACAUUGACGACUUUUUCAGUGGAGAUUCUAGGGCCACUGGUUUAACGGGUAGAAAAGAGGUAACCUGUAUGGCAAAUUCGUGCGCAUUUCAGUUCUGGCAGCGUGCCUUCAAGGACAAACACCGCCUUGAACAUUUAAGACAACUCUUCAAGUUGGAUGAUACAAAAGACAGAAAAAUAGUGCUUCCAAAAAGUGAAGAAGAGUGGUGCUUAUUCCAUAAUCUCUUGCAAUCGGCACUGAACCAAGUUACUGAAUCAUAUGAUGAAGUUCUGGACUCUUUGCAUCGAUAUCGACCCCAAUUUCUUGCUACAUCAAGUGGCAUACCAUCUUAUUAUAAUCCAAAUGAAUAUCAGCACAAGUGCCAUCUCGACUGUGAGCAGUAUUUAGAUGCUGAUGCCUUAGAUAUGAAUUAUGAGCUCCGUGAACAAGGUAGUGAAAUAAGGAAAUGCAUUUCUGUUCCAUUUUUGGGCCACAAUGAAUCUUUAGCACAUAAGGUGGCUCAAAAUUUGGCAAGCGUAGUCAAAGAGAUGAGAACUCGGUCUUCUACGGAUGUCUCUGGAAAGCAUGAUUUGUUGGUCUAUGGUAAUGGUGGUUCCACCAGGGAAGCUUCUCUGUGUAAGUAUUUUCUCGCAGGCAUGUGCAACCGGGGUCCCCACUGUUCCUUUUCUCAUUCUUUACAAGCACAGAGGCCCGCUUGCAAAUUUUUCUUCUCUUUACAGGGAUGCCGGAAUGGAGAUUCAUGUUUCUUUUCUCACGAUUCAGUUCCAUCUGCUUAUUCUGGUGUUCUGUCAAGUUUAUGCCUGCCGGAGAAUGAUGCUGCUGAUGUGCGGUCACUUCUGCAAUGGUUUCCUGUACCCUAUCAUGGGUGCAUCCUCAUACUGGAUGACAAUGAUUUAUAUUUUUCAUCACAUCUUGCACGUUUUUAUCCUCCAUCUUCGAUAAUCUCCACAACAUCCCUUCGAGAUGAAUCCACACUUGACCAGUUACCAGCUGGUGUCAGAAUUCUGUGGGGCCAUUCACAUCCAUACAACACGAUAAUAUCCAAAACUGCAGGGAGUUCAGUUCCAUGGAAUGAAGUUAAAUGUGUCCUGUGGUUCCCAAAAUUUGAAUCAGAACAUAAAGAAGCGCAUAGGAACAUGAUGCAGACCUUUUUUGAAUAUUUUGCCAUCCGGAUGCUUGGAGAUGCCUUAUAUGAAGCUAAAGUAAUUAUCACCAUGAAUAACUUACGUUUCUCAUACCUACAGGUGGAAAAGCUGGCGAGGGAGUGCUGCUUUUUUCUCAACGAUUCAUUUCUAUUUGACGAACAGAACCUUGGAGAAUUAUUUGAUGAGGUUAAAGCCAGAAACCCAAUGCUGAAGUCAAGGCCUGUCUCGUAUGUUUUCUCACUGCAUCCUCCUGUAGACGUCCAGUCUGGUGAUUUUGCAACACUCCUUAAUCAAAAUGUGAGUAAGGUUGUCUAGAUAUAAGAUCAGCUCCUGAAUGAUGUGCAGCUCGGGGAGAGUUAAUGUUAUGCAAAUUCGCGUAGAAGUAGGGAUUUUGACUUGUGAAAUCAUUUCAGUAACCACAGCGCGAAAAAGGUUUUCUCGUAUACUCUUAAAUUAUCAACUAUAGAGGGGUUUGUCAUGUACAUAUUUAUCUCAUGAGGGAGACUGCAGAGUGUUCUCGUUUUGAUCAGUUUUUUUGUUUAAUCAUUUAUCUCCCCCUCCCAUGUGUUUCUUGGUUAUGAUAAUUAAUGGUGAGCUUUAUUUUAGUGUU
This is a messenger RNA of Solanum dulcamara, 3451 nucleotides long. Its product is annotated as DExH-box ATP-dependent RNA helicase DExH8. Gene Ontology annotation, cellular component: intracellular anatomical structure; nucleolus. The record is from RefSeq and is a predicted model, not a curated record. The transcript is spliced from 14 exons. Lineage: Eukaryota; Viridiplantae; Streptophyta; Magnoliopsida; Solanales; Solanaceae. Gene Ontology annotation, biological process: maturation of SSU-rRNA from tricistronic rRNA transcript (SSU-rRNA, 5.8S rRNA, LSU-rRNA). The coding region runs from base 103 to 3156 and encodes 1017 amino acids. Gene Ontology annotation, molecular function: RNA binding; ATP binding; metal ion binding.